AACAUGAUUGGGUGAAUGUGGCAUUAUGUAGGAAGGUCAGUGAAUGCAGGAAGUGACAGUGUGUGUGAAGAAGCCUGCUGCUGGGUGACACACGUGCUGGAUCAGGACACCCACUGCGGGCACACAGGGGUCUCCCUACUGCACAGCCAUUGCAUCUGAGCAUAAGGACAGCUGAGAAGGAUUCCCACUAACAGUAAUAGAAGACAUUGUGGAAAGGGACACUGUUCUCUGAUCAAACCAACUACAGACGUAAUUUCUUCUUACACCUCUGGGGGAUUCACAAAAGCUAUUCUCAUUAUCUGGACAGAAAAACAUUAAACCACUAAUUUGUUUUUCAUCUAAUACAUGAUGAGUCUCACAGGAGAGAAACCACAUCUGUGUUCUGAGUGUGACAGAAGAUUUACAUAUAAAUCAUAUCUUAUCAGACAUCAGAGGAUUCACACAGGAGAGAAACCACAUCUGUGUUCUGAGUGUGACAGAAGCUUUACAUAUAAAUCACAGCUUCUCCGACAUCAGAGGAGUCACACAGGAGAGAAACCAUUUACAUGUUCUGAGUGCAGCAAGUGUUUUUUCAAUAAGACAAAUCUUCUUAUACAUCAGAGGAGUCACACAGGAGAGAGACCAUUUACAUGUUCUGAAUGCAGCAAGUGUUUUUCCCAGAAGACAAAUCUUCUUAUACAUCAGAGGAGUCACACAGGAGAGAAACCAUUUACAUGUUCUGAAUGCAGCAAGUGUUUUUCCAAUAAGACAAAUCUUAUUAUACAUCAGAGGAGUCACACAGGAGAGAAACCAUUUACAUGUUCUGAAUGUAACAAGUGUUUUCCCCGGAAGGCAGAGCUUGUUAUACAUCAGAGGAGUCACACAGGAGAGAAACCAUUUACAUGUUCUGAAUGCAGCAAAUGUUUUUCUCAAAAGAGCAGUCUUAUUACACAUCAGAAGAUUUACACAGGAGAGAAACCAUUUAUAUGUUCUGAAUGCAGCAAGUGUUUUUCCAAUAAGAAUAAUUUUGUUAGACAUCAGAGGAUUCACACAAGAGAAAAACCAUUUAAAUGUCCUGAAUGCAGCAAGUGUUUUUCCCAUAAGGCAGAGCUUGUUAUACAUCAGAGGAGUCACACAGGAGAAAAACCAUUUAAAUGUCCUGAAUGCAGCAAUUGUUUUUCCCAUAAGGCAGAGCUUGUUGUACAUCAGAGGAGUCACACAGGAGAGAAACCAUUUAUAUGUUCUGAAUGCAGCAAAUGUUUUUCUCAAAAGAGUAAUCUUAUUAGACAUCAGAGGAUUCACACAGGAGAGAAACCAUUUACAUGUUCUGAAUGCAGCAAGUGUUUUAUUAAGAAGGAAACACUUGUUAAUCACAUGCGGAGUCACUCUGAGGGCCUGAAUGCAGCAAGUGUUUCAUAAGUAAGGGAACAUGUAUCACUACAAUAUACAAUCAGGGACUCCACUUUUUAUUUUGUGAAUGUGGCAAGUGUUUUAUAUAAAUAAUUGAUAAAGACAGGAGAGGUCUGCCAUGUGGACUUACAGUAAGAUGGGAACACACUGAGUGAUAUGCAGCUUUCAUCCACCAGAUCAGACAGCAAAUCACUCAGAAUGGAGCAUAUCGGGCAGUGUGUAUUCCCAAUACGUGCGCUCCCACAGUUGCUAGUGAUAUCGCUAGUGUCCUUGUUUAUGCUAAUGAAGGACAUAACACAGUUGUUCCGUCCUUCAUUAACAUCGCUGCAGUGUGUAUGAGCAAUUUGGACUGAAGGGCAUUUGUUCCGAUGUCGUAAUGAUGCCCAUCGUCCCAGUGUGUACCCAGCUUUAGAGGUAUUUCCCCCUUGGCUCAGUCUCUCUGUUAGCAACCCUCCUAACUUCUAGUAAAGUGAAAUUGGGAUCUGCUGCACUGAAGGUGUACGCCCAAAAAGGGUGUUGUGCCUCAUGUCAGAGGGGGCGUGGCUUCUCAGGAGAUGCCAUGAUUGCCAGCCAUGCCCCUGAUUUCAUCACUGUGGGGGCAUACCAAGCCCUCUGGCAGCUGCUGGCCAUGCCCCCAGUUCCUCUUUCCACAGAACAGAUACCUUGCAUGUGUGCACAGCUUCUAUUCACUGCUGCUGUGAUCCGUGGGAAGGACAGUAUGUAUAAAAUGUAACUGUUCUGCCAAUAUGUGGACAUGUGGGAGGUAUGUGUUAUGUAUUAGAGCUGCAGUGUAACAGGCACUGGUGAUUGUGCUGCCAUUACUGAGCUCUGUAAUAAACAGCUGUUCUGCUGGUGCAGGUGCUGCAGUGACGUCUGGUGAGGUGAGGCAGAGCUUUCCCUGUCAUACUGACGUAUAAACCAGAGUUAUGACUAUAUAGAUUAUAUGAAAAAUACAAAGAAUAUAUUAGAAAUAUCUUCUUUAUAUUAUUCUAUUCAUUUUUGUAGUCAAAACUCUGGAAUAGAAAGUCUAUGGCAGGUGAGGGAGUGCCACCCCUGCCUACCUUUUCAGCAAAUAUCUAAUCAAAUCUCACCAAACUGACAGCGGUAUAUACAGUAGUACCCGUGUAUAAUGCCCACAUGUAUAUAUUGCUGCAUCUUUGUAUAAUGCCCAUAUAAUGCAUCACCUGUGUAUAAUGCCCGAAUGUAUAUGCCGCUGCACCUGUGUAUAAUGCCCACAUGUAUAUACUGCUGAACCUGUUUAUAAUGCCAAAUCAGUAAUGAUACAGUGUGUACCCACUAGAUCAUUAGUGAUGCGUGCUUCCAUGGGUCACUAGUGACAGCCCCUGUGCACUGUACAUGACGCUCAGUCUGGGGAUGUCACUAGCGAUGCUAUGUGCUGAACACAGAAUGUCUCUCCUCCUCCUCCUCUGCCACUCCAUUGCUGCCGACAUCGACAAGUGUGUAUGCACUUUCUGAUGUCGGCACCCCGCUGGGUCACGUCACUAGUGAGGUUACCAGGUACACACAUUGUUUAGUGUGUCCCCAGCAUUACACCUCCUUAUUCUUUCCCUCCUUUCUAUUGCUUCCUUCCCUCCCUCUAUUUUGAAUACUAUGUAAUAUUGUGUAAAAUGUUGCAAUGAAGACGCUGGUCACCUGUCUCCCACAGUAACUAAUCAUUGCAGCAUUUGUUAGCUUUGCUAUCACUAUAUAGCUGAUAGGGGAUAUCUGGUUGCUAUGGGUUACAGUACAUCCUUGCUUUUCCUACCUGUUAAGCACCAAGUAGAACACAUCGUGUACCAGGAUAAUGAUAAAGAUCCUUCAUAAUAAAAAAUGUUUAAACUAGUAAAAUAUAUACAAUAUUAUGACCUAGUGCAGCGGUUCUCAAACUGUGUGCCGUGACACCCUGGGGUGCCUCGGGACACUUGCAGGGGUGCCCUGGGUUGGUGGACCAGGACCAAUUAACUUUCUUUAUGGUCAAUGUAACCGUCAAAAGCAGUGCUGUUGGCUGCCAAUCAUAAAAUAUGUGGACAAACAGAAGCAAAUCUUGUCCCUCACCACAAUAAUUGACCCUAAGGGUUCCAUAUAAACACAAUUUACUUAAUUUAAUUUCUCUAUCGUCCUAGUGGAUGCUGGGGUUCCUGAAAGGACCAUGGGGAAUAGCGGCUCCGCAGGAGACAGGGCACAAAAGUAAAGCUUU
Pseudophryne corroboree (corroboree frog) is the source of this 3586-nucleotide messenger RNA. RefSeq names its product gastrula zinc finger protein XlCGF17.1-like. The coding region runs from base 346 to 1398 and encodes 350 amino acids. NCBI's taxonomy places the organism in Eukaryota, Metazoa, Chordata, Amphibia, Anura, Myobatrachidae. The record is from RefSeq and is a predicted model, not a curated record. The transcript has 2 exons.